AUGAAUCAAAGGGUAUAUGAAGAAGUGUGUUGCUAUCAAGUCUUGACAAUUUUCAUAGGUCUUACAAGCGUCAGAAUCGGUGAGCUGCGUAUCAACUCCAGUGCAAAGCUGGCGAGAGGAGCGCGUUCAAGAAGAAGAAUAUCUAGCAACCGCGGCAAUUUUCAGUUGUUACGAAAGUCAGAUUACUUUGCAAAAAUGAAACGCGAACACACUGACGACGAUCGCUAUGGAAAUUCGCGCAACUACAAAAGGCAGCGAGGCGAUGGUUUUUCUGAGGCUUUGGCUCAGGGGAAAUUUGAGCUUCGCGUCUUAGUGAGCAGCAAAUGUGCUGGAGCAAUCAUUGGCAAAGGUGGUGAAAAUAUCAAACGUCUACGUAACCAGUUCGAAGGCCAGAUCUCAGUUCCCGAUUCCAACUCUCCCGAACGGGUUUUGACGCUUGUAUGCCAACCUUCACAGAUUGUACGUGUUGUUGAGGACAUACUGCCACGUAUCGAGGAUACACAAAAUGACAAGGACAAGUGCACUAUCCGUUUGCUUGUUCAUCAGUCUCACGCUGGUGCUUUGAUUGGCCGACAAGGAGGAAAAAUCAAGGAACUUCGUGACAGAACAAAUGCUAGAAUUAAGGUAUUCCAACAAUGCUGCCCGCAGUCAACUGAUCGGAUUUGUAUGCUUUCUGGAGAUGAUCGCAAUGUUCUAGAUGCAGUGGAGCAAAUUGUUGAAGAACUGAAGCAAAUCCCCAUCAAGGGUCCUGUUAAUCCGUAUACCUCUUUCAACUAUGAUCCUGCUAUGGCUCCAGACUACGGCGGCUUUUCUCCAACUUUCCCUACCUCAGGACGCGGUGGUCCCCCUAUCAGCCCAUUCUCAGGAGGUCCUCGACGCUCGCUUGGUGCACCUCUGCCGCCAAUGCGUGGUGGUGGCGGUCUUGGUGGCCCAGAUAUGCGGUACGAUCGCGGUCUAGGAAGAGAUUAUGAUGCUGGACCGUAUGGUGCACCAUUGGGCGGACCUCCUCAGUACGGCGGUGGCGGCGGACUAUACGGUGGUUAUCCUGGACAGAAUGCAAUCCAGACUACUCAGGUCACCAUUCCGUCCGACCUGGGUGGUACGAUAAUUGGACGCGGUGGAGAUCGCAUCAAUAGAAUACGGGACGAAAGCGGAGCUCAAAUUCAGCUGGAACCCUCUACGGGCCAAGAGGAGCGCGUCAUCACCAUUACUGGCACUCAAACUCAGAUUCACGCUGCGCAGUAUCUUCUACAGCAAUGCGUCCGCCAAUCAGCCGCCGGCCGCAAAUAUAUCGAGCAACAACAAGCUGGUCACCAUAGCCACCACCGUUAAAGCGAUGAAAGCGCGGAGGCCGAAAUUUUGAUAGCAAGUGAAUCUUUGUCGUUGUUCGCACUUUACUUCUGUAGACUCUCACUGUAAUAUUUGGUCGUUAACCUUUUCUCGAAAGUUCGGUUUAGGGUUAAUUCAAAUCAAAUGACUGUAGUAUUUCCUUCAUGGUUUGUUCACAAAUUUUUUCUCCACAAUUUUUCAACACGUUAGUUGAUGGUGUGCGGUGUAAGCGAUAUUUUCAAUAUCCAGCUCCACGAUCUCCAUGGUUUUUUGUGACUACUGUACCGUAAUGGUGUAAGCGUCCCGCCCCAUUAAGCUACGAUGUUGA
This is a messenger RNA of Cylicocyclus nassatus, 1657 nucleotides long. NCBI's taxonomy places the organism in Eukaryota, Metazoa, Nematoda, Chromadorea, Rhabditida, Strongylidae. The record is from the annotation of a GenBank genome assembly.